ACUAGAUUUCCUUUGGUAGUGACCAUCUAUAAAUCUUUCUUUCAUCUUUUAGUUUCAGAGCCAUUUAACAAGUUACUCUGAAGAUUUUGAUAUCCAAAUUCAAUGCCAUGCAGAGCAACACCCUCUCUCAGCUUCAUAAGUCCGGACUUGCUUUGCCCAAGAAAUUGAAGAAGGGUUCCAAGUUAACCAAAGCAAUACUGGCUUUUACCUUGCCCUGCUUGCUGCUGCUAAUUCAACCAGUACAAGGGGCUUCCAAAACCCCAACUUUACAGUAUGGCACAUUUGGGAGGAGGAAUAAUGCUCCUUCGACACACCCUCCACCUGUUAAUGACCCGACAAGGGGUUGCAAUGCCGCAAAUGGUUGUCGCCAGUUUACUCUGAGUCUUGAAAACCGCAGAGGAACUCUAGUUGAAGCUGUUGGCAAUGUUACAGUGGCGGAGGGAACUUUGAACCACAGAGAGCCAGGUACCGAGGCCAUAGCUGCUGGGAUUGCCACUUGGUUCUUGAACAAGACUGAGUCCAAUAGCAAUACAUAUGGCCGAUUAAGCAUUUCACAGGACCCAAUUUCCAGUGCUGCAGUGUCAUCACAAAUGUUGCAGCUACAGGCUGUUUCUCGAGGGAUUGCUCGUACGGGACUGCAAGUUUAUACAUCAAUGUCAACUGAAGAUAACUCCAAGAUACCUCCGGCAGAUGGAAACAUUGAAAUAAAAGUUAAUUCAACAUCGAACAUGGUGGACUUGAGGUUCUUCACUAGCCUUGAAAUCAGUCUUGGGGAAGCUGAUAUUAUACGCGUCUUGGAAUCUGCUAAAACUAUAUUACAGUCCUCUCGACACUGAAGCUUAGUUUAGCAUUGUUGUUCCUGUCAGGAAAAAAUGCGUUGCGAGAGAAACCAGUGAAAAACAAUUGCACUUUCUUGAAUUUGCGAUGUCAAUCUACUGUAUUUGAAGUCGCAACACUGCAUUAUUGAAGUCGUGACGCCAAGCAUCUGCCGUUGAUGUCGCAAUGUGAGCCUUCCAUGGUCGCGAUGCCAACUCGAUAAACUUUGAAAACUUUGCAUUGUGGUUCUCAAAUAGUCUUGAGUUAACGAAAGAGUUUUCGUAUCGGAUAAACUCCAGAUUAGAAUAUAUAAUGGAUUAUAAAGAUGAAAUGAUCUUAUCAGUUGGUACAAAUUGUGGAAUUGAUUGAAAUUUGUGACCAUAGCUACACUGGUAACGAAUAUGGCAUCUCAUGACUCAGACUCGAGAUUGUAUUGAGUUUAAAGUGUUACAUUUUUCUUAUGUAGUUGUGUUGUUUCCAUAUGUAUGAGCUUAAACGUUUUUUCAUUUGAGAGGUUAUUAUUACUGUUAUUAUUUUAUAAUAGACAAAUUUUCGAA
Molecule: messenger RNA, 1373 nt
Organism: Gossypium raimondii (Peruvian cotton)
Lineage: Eukaryota; Viridiplantae; Streptophyta; Magnoliopsida; Malvales; Malvaceae
Exons: 5
Coding region: 108-836 (242 amino acids)
Source: RefSeq, a predicted model, not a curated record